AGAUGGAGGAGGUGGAGGCGAAGUUGAUGGACCCAAAACUGGAGGAUUUAAAAGACGAGAUCGAAGCUGUGAAGAAUAAAACUGAACAGAACCGAGAACAGGCUGAAGAGGCAAACAAGGAGGCGGAGUCUGCUCUGAACAAUGCACUCGACGCUAUACCGGGUCUGAAAGACGUCCUAGAUAAAUUUGACCUGUUGAAAAAUAAAAAAUCAAACCAAACGCAGGACAGUGAAGCAACCAAACGACUGGAGGAGCUGAAGAAAGAGGCGGAGGCACUAAAGAAGGAGGUGGAGGACAAACUGCAGCAGAUAGAAGAUUUGGAGAAGUGGAUCGAGGAGCUGAACAAAAGUGGGCAGGACAAAGCAGCAGAAGUGGUUGAGCUUUUGAAACAGGCAGAUUCUCUCAGAGAGGACAUCAGCCGCAAAGCCGAGGGCUACGUCAAGUGCACAUGA
Molecule: messenger RNA, 452 nt
Organism: Periophthalmus magnuspinnatus
Lineage: Eukaryota; Metazoa; Chordata; Actinopteri; Gobiiformes; Gobiidae
Product: laminin subunit beta-4-like
Exons: 3
Coding region: 3-452 (149 amino acids)
Source: RefSeq, a predicted model, not a curated record